AUGGCGUUUGCAACUGAGAUUGGUUCGCGGUCAUUAGCUAGCGAUGAUUUCAAUGGUGACGGCUUCGAGGAUCUGGCCGUCGUCAACCAAGACAGUAGCACUGUCAGCAUACUUCUUGGUAUUGGUACUGGAAGUUUUCAAACUCAAGUAGAAUUCUCGACUGGUGACGCUCCAUAUUCAGUCGCGUCUGCUGAUUUCAAUGGGGAUAAUAAUAUAGAUCUCGCCAUUGCGAACUCUGGUGAUGGUACUGUGAGCAUACUGUUAGGCGACGGGACCGGAAAUUUCAAUCAACUAGCACAAAUUACAAGUGGUGGUGGCACUCACUUUGUCACAACCAGUGAUUUAAAUAGCGACGGUUACGCUGAUUUGGUAGUUGCUAAUCAUAUCUUAUCUGGUACUGUAAGCAUUUUUCUUAGUAAUGGCAAUGGCACUUUUCAAACGCGAAAGACAUUUUCGACUGAUCGUUAUCCAACUGCAAUCGUUAUCGGUGAUUUCAACGGCGACAGUAAGAAAGAUCUUGCCGUUGUCAAUAAAUACACUAAUGACACCGUCAGCAUUUUGCUUGGUAAUGGAAGUGGAGAUUUCGCAAGUCAAACAACUUUUGCGACAGCUAGCUAUGGGUACUCGAUUGCUAUUGGUGACUUCAAUGGAGACAGCAACGAAGAUCUUGCCGUCACCAACUCGAAUAGUAAUCAAGUUAGUGUACUUCUUGGAUACGGAAAUGGGGCCUUUCAAACACAGAAAACAUAUGCAACUGGUGCGAAUCCAUUUGCGGUCGCUGUCGGUGACUUCAACGGCGAUAGUCGGCCGGAUUUGGCCGUUGCCAACUAUAACGAUGAUACAGUUAGCAUUCUUUUAAAUAUAUAUUAA
Molecule: messenger RNA, 870 nt
Organism: Rotaria sp. Silwood1
Lineage: Eukaryota; Metazoa; Rotifera; Eurotatoria; Philodinida; Philodinidae
Source: the annotation of a GenBank genome assembly